This is a messenger RNA of Closterium sp. Naga37s-1, 468 nucleotides long. The record is from the annotation of a GenBank genome assembly. NCBI's taxonomy places the organism in Eukaryota, Viridiplantae, Streptophyta, Zygnematophyceae, Desmidiales, Closteriaceae.
AUGGAGUUAAAAACAGUGUCCGCGCAGAUAUUACCUCCAGGCGUGGAAGUGGCCGUGUUUCGACCUAAAGUCGAUGAGCUUUCUCUUCUGAGAAUUAACAACGUUAGCAUGGCAAGAAUCAACACGACUGUAAAAGGCGUUCUUGAUUCAUUUGUGUGGAAGGACAUGGGUUGCUCAGAGUCAACAUGCCAGCCUGUGAGCCCGCUGUGUGUGGACAACAGCAAUUGCCUUGUUACAGAAGACAAGUGCAGUACCAUGAAAACCAGUUCGGAUCCUGAACCUUGCCGCCUUGCAAUCAACGUGGCCUUCUCUGGAACUGAUAAGGAUAAGAAGCCAUUGCAAUCUUGGUACGAGGUUCAAGACCUUCAGGCAUACUCCUUGACAGCAUUGUAUGAUUCCGCAAAGAACGACUUUCAAGAUGCCGUGGGUGCAUCAAGCAAUAAUCCUGACGAGAUCACCAAGGGGUAG